GACAAAUGUCCCCCGGUGCCAAAAGUCCUGCUAGACGGUGCCUGUGCUGUCAGAAUCUGUAAUUCUGAUAGAGAAUGUGAAGACGACACUCAUAAAUGUUGUUAUAACGGCUGUACUUAUACUUGUCGACCUAAAGUUCAACCACCUGCUUUUGUUGACUGGAUACAGGAACCCAGAAGACGAUUAAGCUCUGGUAGAAGUUGGUUGAUCAAUGGGCCAGAUGCAGAAACUGAAGUUGAGAUCUGUAGCACCAGUCCGGUAGAUAUAGACGAAGAUCCUCUAUUGUGUCCACAUGGUUAUUUCUGCAAUAUAGAGGACGUUGGAGAUCCGAAUAAUGGUAUACCGAAUAGAGGAAACUGCAUCAAACAG
Lottia gigantea (owl limpet) is the source of this 369-nucleotide messenger RNA. RefSeq lists its product as hypothetical. The transcript is spliced from 3 exons. Gene Ontology annotation, cellular component: extracellular region. The annotation marks the transcript as partial. Gene Ontology annotation, biological process: regulation of cell growth. Gene Ontology annotation, molecular function: peptidase inhibitor activity. The record is from RefSeq and is a predicted model, not a curated record. Lineage: Eukaryota; Metazoa; Mollusca; Gastropoda; Lottiidae.